Molecule: messenger RNA, 1522 nt
Organism: Paramecium primaurelia
Lineage: Eukaryota; Ciliophora; Oligohymenophorea; Peniculida; Parameciidae
Source: the annotation of a GenBank genome assembly
AUGUUACUUAAUUACAAGUCUAUACUUCUUGAAUCAGAUUAACCUAUUUGGAAAAAAGUUGACAAAAAUAUUAGAUUGAAUGAAUUUACUAAAGAAGAGUUAUUUUAUUAUUCAAAAAAGCAUAAAGACUAUAAGAAAAAGACAUUUGCUAGGAAGGAUUCAAUUAUAUUGAAAUUUGGUAAAGGAGAAGUAUAUUUAUAAUUUAAAAUAGGAUGAUAUAAUGUGUUGUAAUGUUAGUAACUUUAUAUUAGAAAUUAUCAAUCAUCAAAAAUUAGGAUCUGGUCUCAAGUUAAUUUCGAAUACUUAUUGUUUUGAAGUUUUUGGUUAAAUUGAACAAUGGAAUAGAGAUCUUAAAAAAUAUUGUAUUCAAUAUAAUCUUAAAACCAAAUAUACACUUGGGAAAAAACUAGGAAAUGGAAGCUUCGCAGAUGUAAUUUAUAAAAUUAAACAUAAGGUAUAUCAUCUAAUUCACAAAGAGAGUAAGCAAGAAUUUGCUGUCAAAAUAUAUGACAAGACUUCUACUAAAUUUGAUUUAUCUUGUGUUAAAUAAGAAUUAGAUAUUUUACGAUAAAUGGAUCAUCCAUUUACAAGUCAAAUCAUAGAAACAUAUGAAUCAUCAAAAUACUUAUAUUUAAUUCAAGAGUUUUACAAAUAUGGAAGUCUUUAUGAUUAUCUUUUAUAAACUCAAAUUACAGAAGAUGAUGCCAUUAAAACUACCUAUAAAUUACUAGAAGCCUUAGUUAAUAUUCAUUCUAAAGGAGUGUUGCAUAGAGAUAUCAAACCUGAAAAUAUACUACUUCGUAAACCCAAUCUCGAAGAUAUCGUUAUUUCAGAUUUUGGGUUAGCUGUCUAUUAUAAUGAAAAUGGGAAGUAUAAUCAUUAAAGAGCUGGUACUCCUGGUAGUAUUGCUCCAGAAAUACUCAAAGAUUAGAAUUAUGAUUAUAAAGUCGAUGUUUAUGGAUUAGGAAUUGUACUUUAUUAAAUGUUGACAUCAAAGUAAUCUCCCUUUUACAAUCAAAAUUAUUAAAAGAUGUUGUCUGAAAAUUAAGAAGGUUUUAUAGAUUAUUCAUUAAUAAAUUCCUCAUCUCAAACUAUAGAUUUACUUACUAAAAUGCUUGAUCCUGACCCUUCUGCAAGAUAUACAGUAAUACAAGCUAAACAAGAUUAAGUAUUUAAGAAAUAUAAUCGAUAAACAAUUAUAAUAAAGAGAAAGAAAAUAGUUUAGGAUAAAACUGCUUCUAGUUUUAGUCCAAGAAGUAAUUCCAUAUUUUUUAGUCCAUCCCCAAAAUAAACUCCUCCUAUAAUUAUUUCAAGUCCUAAAAAUUGUUCUUAAUUCAAUAAAAGAAUAUUGGGAAUCCCAUUAAGAUCUAAAAAUGAUGAUAGAAGAUAAUUUUUUUCUCCAAAUUCUUUCAUCAAUAAUGGAAUCCCUUAAAAUUCAGCUAGAAAACAUUAUCAAAUGUCAACUAAUCAAACUAGAAAGAGUAUUUAUUAAGGAAUUAAUUCUUAUAAACCUGCAUUUUGA